Messenger RNA from Aspergillus puulaauensis, 903 nucleotides. Its product is annotated as class II aldolase/adducin family protein. Lineage: Eukaryota; Fungi; Ascomycota; Eurotiomycetes; Eurotiales; Aspergillaceae. Gene Ontology annotation, cellular component: cytoskeleton. The record is from RefSeq and is a predicted model, not a curated record. Bases 1 to 903 code for a protein of 300 amino acids. The transcript is spliced from 2 exons. Gene Ontology annotation, molecular function: actin filament binding.
AUGUCUCCAACAACUAUAAGCGAUAUCCAGCCACCAGCCGCUGUGCCUACCAAAUCUAUUGCUCCCCCUUCGAGCAACCGGGUUGAAAAGCCUCCGCAGGUCCAAGUUCUGGGUAAGACAAAGAGCGGCAAGACACUGAAGAUCCGCAGUUAUCCCCGCUUCGACAACUUGGAGGAUGAGCGACAGUAUCGCAAGCAGCACCUCGCCGCAGCAUUCCGUGUAUUUGCAGACCGUGGAUUCGACGAGGGUGUUGCAGGGCAUAUCUCUGUGCGCGAUCCUAUCUUGACUGAUCACUUCUGGAUAAAUCCCCUCUCUGCGCACUUCUCCCUGAUAAAGGUCUCUGACCUUGUUCUUGUUGACGAAGAUGGUAAUGUCGUUGAGGGCGAUGAGCCAGUUAACCUCCCGGCUUUCGCCAUCCAUUCUGAGAUUCACAAGGCCCGACCGGACGCCAACGCCGCAUGCCAUGCACACAGCGUCGCGGGGAAGGCAUUUUCGUGCUUUGGGCGUGAACUGGAGAUGAUUACCCAAGAUUCGCUGCGAUUCUAUAAGAGUCAUGCUGUCUACCGCGAGUUCCGAGGUGUGAUCCUUGACGGUGAAGAAGGGAAGCGUAUUGCCGCGGCGUUGGGGGACGGGAAGGCGGCUAUUCUCCAAAACCAUGGGCUUUUGACCGUUGGACAGAGUGUAGAUGAGGCAGCUUUUUGGUUUAUUAGCCUUGAUAAAACAUGCCACGCGCAGCUGUUGGCUGAUGCAGCGGCAGCGGGGGGAUUUAAGAAGAUCUUUAUCGACGAGGAAGAAGCGGCAUAUUCGGCGCCGCAGGUUGGUGGCCCAGAGAAAGGGUGGUUAGCUUUCCAGCCUUAUUAUGACGAGCAGGUUGCAAAGACAAAGGGGGAGUUUUUGUUGUAA